AUGGCGGAUCAGUUCAAGGCUCGGACGUUAAAACGGAAGAACGUCAAAGGCCUUGCCCUCAAUGCGGCCCCCAAAGCGACUUCAAACCCUUCCGACGGCGACGCCCAGGUCCCUGGCGCCAUUGGAAAUGUCGACAGCAACCGCACAGAUACCCUGGAGAUUGGGCUGGAAUUCCGGUUGGAUCUGCGGAGUGAGGACCUGGUGACGCUGAAGGAGCUCGGCGCCGGUAAUGGCGGCACCGUCUCCAAAGUGAUGCACGCGUCGACCAAAGUCGUGAUGGCUCGAAAGGUCAUCCGAGUCGACGCCAAAGAGAACGUGCGGAAACAGAUUCUACGAGAACUUCGAGUAGGACACGAAUGUAACUCGCCAAAUAUUGUGACCUUCUACGGUGCCUUCCAGAACGAGGCCGGAGACAUUGUCUUGUGCAUGGAAUAUAUGGAUUGCGGAUCUCUUGAUCGUAUCUCCAAGGAUUUCGGUCCCAUUCGAGUGGAUGUUCUUGGUAAGAUCACCGAAUCGGUGCUUGCUGGCCUUUGUUACCUAUACGAAACCCACCGCAUUAUGCAUCGCGAUAUUAAGCCGUCCAACGUUGUCGUCAACUCGCGCGGUCAAAUCAAGCUUUGCGAUUUCGGCGUUGCAAGUGAGACGGUCAACAAUUCUAUCGCUGAUACCUUUGUCGGUACCUCCACAUACAUGGCACCUGAGCGAAUUCAGGGAGGUGCCUAUACGGUCCGUUCGGAUGUGUGGAGUGUGGGUUUGACGGUCAUGGAGUUGGCCGUUGGACGUUUCCCAUUCGAUACUUCCGACUCCGCCGCUGGGGACCGGGCUAGUGCCGGCCCUAUGGGUAUUUUGGAUCUGCUCCAGCAGAUCGUUCACGAAUCCGCUCCUAAGCUACCCAAGAGUGACGCUUUCCCGCCCAUUCUGCAUGACUUUGUCGGCAAGUGUCUGCUCAAGAAGCCUGAGGAACGGCCAACACCGCGAGAGCUUUACGACAAGGAUGCCUUCUUGCAAGCAGCUAAGCGCACUCCGGUGGACCUGCAGGAAUGGGCUAUCAGCAUGAUGGAGCGACAUAACCGCAAGUCCUAUCUAGCACCCCCAGCUCCCAAGUCGCUCAAGGAGACCACGAAUUCCAUAUCAAAUUCCUCCUCAUCACCGGCACCUAUGGCCGCACCUCCUGCGCCAGCUCCCAAGCCCGCGCCCAUCAGCAAAUCCUCGCGCCCUCCUCAAUUACAAUAUCAUCCGCAAGCGCAAUCGCCAUAUCAUCCCUCCUCGGGCGAAAUCCCCCUGAACAUUGCCAAAGACUUCCCCACUCCUAACCGCCACUACGCCUCCCAGGCACAGGCUCAACAACACCACUACUACUCCAAUUCCAACUCUCGCUCCACACAAUCCCCCACUCCUCCGUCUCUGGAACAUCUCUCCCUCGAAACCAAGGACGACGAAGCCCGGUACGGCCGUCGCCCAAUGCGUCAUCUUGGCGACCCCAUUUCCGCCGUCGAGGCUCCAUCUCGUCCUUUCAUGAGCCCGCGCUCCGUAAGCUCACACAAUGCCAAGUCUCGCACUAACUUGACCUCAACCACCCUGCCUAUCCGAGCUGCUCCUCCGCCCUCACAUGCUCCUCCACCUUCACAUGCCCCUCCCCCUCCACCCGUCUCGGCUGGUGGGAGCUGGCGCGGCUACCCUGGUCAACCAUCAUCAUGA
Molecule: messenger RNA, 1698 nt
Organism: Penicillium cataractarum
Lineage: Eukaryota; Fungi; Ascomycota; Eurotiomycetes; Eurotiales; Aspergillaceae
Gene: ste7
Product: MAP kinase kinase Ste7
Exons: 4
Coding region: 1-1698 (565 amino acids)
Biological process (GO): protein phosphorylation
Molecular function (GO): ATP binding; protein kinase activity
Source: RefSeq, a predicted model, not a curated record